AUUGAAGCUACAGUUCAUGAUACAAUGACGCGUUGGUUGUCCUCUCUGUUCUUGUUUACAAUUUUAACAUGGAACAUAGAAUCUGCAAAAAUUUUAGUGAUUUUUCCAAUGCCUGCACACAGCCAUUUUUCUUUGGGUUUUCGCCUAUCAAAAGAACUAGCCGAUCGAGGACAUCAAAUGACUGUGAUUAAUCCCUACCCUCAAAAAACACCCAUCAAAAACUAUAAAGAUAUUUCGGUUGAAGAAAACGUGGAAUUUAUCGAAGAAUUAAAGAAACAAUUGUUUAAAUUUAACACACUGGGACCUUAUGAUAACAUAAAUGCCGUCUAUGACAUGGGUGUUGAUUUGACUGAAAAUACCUUACAAAAUAAACGUGUUCAAGAUCUCUUAAAAUCAGGAGAAACUUUUGAUCUUGUCAUAAUGGAACAUUUUUUGAACGACGCUGAAGUCGGAAUAGCCCACCAUUUCAAAGCCCCUUUUAUUUUAAUCUCUCCAUUUGGAAUUAGUAGAAUAAAUAACCAUAUUUUAGCAAAUCCAUUACCUUCCUCUUAUGUCCCAAAUCUUUUGGGUACAUUUUCCAAACACAUGAAUUUCUGGGAACGACUUCAAAAUUUCUUAUUAAACAUUUUGACUGAUCUAGUCAGAGAAUUAAGCUUCAUGCCCCGACAACGCAAAAUGUUCAAAAAAUACAUAAAAACUGAUUUAGAACUGGAUAAUGUUUUAUACAAUGCCAGUUUGAUGAUGACCAAUUCACAUGUUAGCGUAAACGAUGCUGUUCCACAUGUUCCUGGCGUGAUUGAAAUUGGCGGAUUUCAUGUAAAUCCCAUAAAAAAAUUACCUGAGGAUUUGCAAAAAUUUUUGGACGAGUCGAAGGAAGGCGUCGUCUUGUUUUCCAUGGGUUCUAAUUUGAAGAGUAAGGACUUACAACCGAAAGUGCGUGACGCUAUUUUAAGAGCUUUUUCAAAAAUUAAACAAAAAGUUUUGUGGAAGUUUGAAACGGACUUACCCAAUGCCCCUAAGAAUGUAAAAAUUAUGAAAUGGUUGCCACAGCAAGAUAUUUUAGCCCAUCCAAAUGUUGUCGCAUUUAUAACACAUGGAGGUUUGUUGAGUACUAUCGAAACGGUCACUCGAGGAGUCCCAAUAAUCGGUAUUCCUGUUUUCGGUGACCAGAAAGCCAACAUUGCUGCUGCAGUAACUCAAGGUUAUGGUGUUAGUGUUCCCUUGCCAGAAUUAUCCGAAGAAAAAUUAUCUUGGGCUUUGAAUGAAAUUUUAAACAAUCCUAAGUACCGCCAAAAUGUGAAACAGCGAUCGAAAUUAAUAAAUGAUCAACCUUUAAAACCCAUUGAUGCAGCUGUUUAUUGGGUCGAACACGUGAUUCGACAUGGAGGUGCUACACACCUCAGAUCUGCAGCACUUGACCUCAAAUGGUACCAACGCGAAAUGGUUGAUAUAUUUCUCUUCUUGGCAUUUGUCAUAAUUGUAACACUCGUUGUAGUAUGUAAAAUUAUCAAAUUUUGUGUUGGUUUGUGUUGCAAACAACCAAAAGUGAGUAAAGCUAAAAAACGCAAUUAAAUAAAUGUUUUUACAAAAAGAUGA
This is a messenger RNA of Tribolium madens (black flour beetle), 1596 nucleotides long. RefSeq names its product UDP-glycosyltransferase UGT5-like. NCBI's taxonomy places the organism in Eukaryota, Metazoa, Arthropoda, Insecta, Coleoptera, Tenebrionidae. The transcript is spliced from 4 exons. The coding region runs from base 25 to 1572 and encodes 515 amino acids. The record is from RefSeq and is a predicted model, not a curated record. Gene Ontology annotation, molecular function: UDP-glycosyltransferase activity.